Molecule: messenger RNA, 1776 nt
Organism: Astrephomene gubernaculifera
Lineage: Eukaryota; Viridiplantae; Chlorophyta; Chlorophyceae; Chlamydomonadales; Astrephomenaceae
Source: the annotation of a GenBank genome assembly
GAAGCUGCUAAGGAUCCCUUGCCUGCGCCUCCUGAGGAUGCUCUUGCUGACAGCUUGGAAAACAGCGGAGAAGAUUUGUGCGGGGCAACUUCUGGAUCGAGCUCGCCGCACAGCAACGAUGCCCCUUUUGAACUUCCUGAAAAGAGGACGCGAAGAAAAUGCCCAGCUUCGGCGGCCAAGCCGGCAGGCCAGGCAAGGGGCCGCGGCCAGGCAGGUGCUGCAGCAUCGAAAGCUGCGGUCGUCAACAUCAAGCCAGAUGUUGAGCGGGUGCAGUCGCCAGAGCAGGAAGCAUCGGAACCCCUCAGCGUACCUGAGAGCCCCAACGCAGACGAGCAACCACCGGCGGUGCAACAGCCGGUAGCAGAGCCGGCGGCUGCAGGUCGCGCCUCGAAGCCAGCAUCGCAGCGUAACAGCUUGAGUCAGGGCGCGGCCCGCACGGGAGAGGACAUAUGGAGGCUGAACAUGGCGCUCGGCAAAAUGGUUGAGCAGCUCGGGGACCCGGAGGAUGCCAAACAGGGGAAGCGUCGCUACAAGAGCCCUACGCUGCGGGAGAAGCUGCACAAGCAGUGGGGCGGGACGUACGGCGAGAAGCUGGAGAAGGAGCUGCCAGCAAUGGAUGUGGACGAGCUGCCCGCCCCAAAGUAUGAGCCGCCCCUCUUCCUGGAAGAAACCAACGACACGGAUAAUGAGGACGACCAACGGCGCGAGGUGAAGCCGCAGCCGCGGGAGGUGAUAGAUAUCGACAUGGUGGACGCCACUGCUACCGUGGUGGCCACGACCGCCCCCACCAAGAAAUCGGGGAUACCCGGCGGCUCAAAGACAGGCAUCAAGCGCCCAACGCAGCAGGGUGCUGCCAAGAAGGCAGCGGCGGCAGCCGGCGCAGUGGCCGACAGGUCCGAGACGCAUGCAGAGGACCUCACAGACCGGGCCACAGCGCCCUCGGUCGCGGCACAGCAGGAGCAGGAGCCGCCGCAGGCACAGGGCCCGCAACGCCGGGGCACGCGCAAGGCGAAAGCGGUGGAGGCCGAGGCGCCAGCGACGGCGCCAAAGAGCACGUUGCCGAAGCAGCCGGUACCAAGGCGCGGCACACGGGCAGUUGCUGCCGCCGCCGCAGCAGCAGAGGACGCAGCAGCGGUAGAUCCCAUGGACACCCAGGCUGCACCGCCGCCCUCAGCACGAGGCCGGAGAACCCAACCGGCCUCCAUUAACGGCGCGGCUGGCAAGCCGCCAAUGCCGCCCGCCUCCGUCAGCAAGCCUAACGAGGGGGCCGGUGGCGGCGCGGACUGCACGGGCGGCAACGCGACGAAGCGCUCACGUGAGCCGGUGCCCGUGGGCGAUGACACUGCUCGCAACAACAAGGCGCUCCGCCUGGAGUACCAGCAGCAGCUGAAGGAGAUUGAAGGGUUGCGAGCGCGGAACCAGGAGCUGGAUUUGAGGUGCAAGGACCGCGACGCCACCAUCUCGCAGCUGCAGGCGGAGGUCAAGAACGCCAAGAGCGCUGCGGCGCAGGUGGAGAAGGAGCGCGGCCGCGACGCCAACGAGCUCAACGGGUUGCAGCGGGACAAGGAAAAGCUGCAGGCCCAAGUGGAGGAGCGGGACGAGAAGAUCAACGGGCUCAAGGAGGAGGUCAAGCAGGCCAAGGACCGGCAGGCCAAGUUCGCCAAGCAGGCUGAGGGCAUGCUGCAGGAGUGGAAGGCGGAGGACGCCAAGACGCAGGCGAGGCGCAACCAGCAGAUAGAGGAGCUGCUCAAGUCGUGGCAGCGAGGGUAGCAGCGU